This is a messenger RNA of Heterobasidion irregulare TC 32-1, 2089 nucleotides long. RefSeq lists its product as uncharacterized. NCBI's taxonomy places the organism in Eukaryota, Fungi, Basidiomycota, Agaricomycetes, Russulales, Bondarzewiaceae. The record is from RefSeq and is a predicted model, not a curated record. The coding region runs from base 32 to 1978 and encodes 648 amino acids. The transcript has 6 exons.
CCUCCGCAUUCCUCGAAUUGUGUUCUCCGGUAUGCCUCCGUUAUUUCAAUAUCACGUAUUUUCUCUCCCUCAAGAGCUCCUGGAGUCGCUCACGCCACGAAAUCUUGUAACGCAAGCCCUUGUCAUCUCUCCCUCUCGAGCAGAGCCUCCAGAUAUUGUCUCACAAACCGCAGCGGGAGCCAGGACUUGCAAUAUUUGCCUUGGAGCUUCUUUCAUUGAUGUAGGCGAGCAACGGAAUCACUACCGCUCCGAUUGGCAUCGGUAUAAUGUCAAAGUACGGUUGAACGGAGGAAAAGCUGUCGGGGAGGCUGAUUUCUCGAAACUCGUCGAUGGUCUGGAGGAUUCAAUAUCUGGCUCUGCAUCCUCAUCCGAUGACAGUGAUUCUGAAGAAUCCGAUACAGUUAGGACCUUACUGCAGAAGGCGAGAGUAUCCUCUCGCUCUCCAUCCCCAUCCUCUGGGCCGACAGUUCCACAGACUGCUCUUGCCUGGUUUCAUUCACCACCGUCCACCCAGAUUGGCGUCUACAAAGCAAUAUUUGACGCAUCAUCUUUGAAUGAGUCCUAUGUUGAUGACCUCAAAGCCAUGCAGAAAGGCGUUCAAGAAGGACGGACGUGGGCCAUGUUUAUGGUCGCUGGGGGACACUUCGCAGGUGCCAUUGUGCGUGUCAGCAGUUCAGCUGAGGAUGGAGAAGAUUUUGCUGGCAUGAGAAAGAAACCAAAGCGACCCAAACCUGAUACGGAGGUGCUGAAGCACAAGACUUUUCAUCGAUAUACCACCCGCCGAAAGCAAGGUGGUUCGCAGUCUGUAAACGAUAACGCCAAGCAUAAAGCGAAAAGCGCAGGUGCUCAACUUCGAAGGUAUGGAGAGCAAGCCCUUCGUGAUGACAUUCGUAAUCUUCUACGAGACUGGGCAGAAGACAUUGCCCAAUGCGAGAGGAUAUGGAUUAGAGCUAGCACAUCCAACAAGCGGAUAUUCAUGGACUACGAUGAUGCAGUAUUCAACAAACGAGAUGAGCGACUUCGAACGUUCCCGUUUAUGACCCGCCGACCAACGCAAUCGGAACUGGGACGUUGUUUGCUAGAGCUGACCAAGGUCAAAGUAUCGCAUCUCACGGAAGAUGCCCUUAGAGCCCAAGACGAAGCUUUCCUCGCUUCGCUACCAAAACCGAGGCUGAAGCCACAGCCUUCCCCAGCCCUUCCCCCAGUGGAAAAGGAAAAGGAACCCAAGCUAUCCAAAGAAGAAGAGCUUUUUCGCGAUAAAUGGACGCGGCUAAUAGACAUGGUUACCAAAGGCCGUCUGGAUGCUCUGAAAUCAUUAUGGGAACGGGAAAGCUCAAAUAUUGGCGGCGUCGAUGCACCCGUUCCAGAGUGGACUGGAGAGAAGUAUGGAACGCUCUUGCAGCUUGCCUCACACUCAUGUCAAGAGGAUGUCACUCGUUGGCUUCUGGAAGAAGCGCGGGCGGACCCUACCAUCGAGGUCCCUGUGGCUGUUUCUGUUGAAGACGGGAAUCAGUCUGACGCCUCAGAUACGGCACCAACACCUGUCGGGUCUCGCAGGACAGCGUACGAUCUUGCUCGGACGCGCGGGGUCCGAGAUAUCUUUCGACGAUGCGCAGGCGCUCACCCAGAUUGGUGGGACUGGUUCACCGCGGGACAUGUGCCCAGUGCCCUGAGCAAGGAGAUGGAGGAAGGUAGAGAGGAAAAGAAGAAGGUGAGGCGGAAGGGGCUGAAAGACAAGCUGAAGGAACGAGAGGCGAAGGAGAAGGAAAUGGUUGAGAGUGACCCGGUUGAAGAGGUUGCCCCCAAACAGCAGCAUCAGGGCCCAGAUAAUUAUUUGGGCGCGAGAAAACUUGGUGGAAGCUCAGGUUCAACGGAAGGCGUUGUGGGGUUGACACCUGAGAUGAGGGCCAAGGUCGAGAGGGAGAGGCGGGCGAGAGCCGCUGAAGCUCGAAUGAAGGCGCUCAGCGGUGAAAAAUGAAUGUUUUGAAUUUCUGUGUAUGUCUAGUAUGUCAGCCCACUAUCAGCCUAUCUUGUAGAGUACCGUUUGUAUUACUCUCGUACACACUGGCACCGACAAGCUUCGCGCCCU